Passer domesticus (house sparrow) is the source of this 2836-nucleotide messenger RNA. It is a transcript of the gene HSD17B12, whose product is annotated as hydroxysteroid 17-beta dehydrogenase 12. Gene Ontology annotation, molecular function: oxidoreductase activity. The record is from RefSeq and is a predicted model, not a curated record. NCBI's taxonomy places the organism in Eukaryota, Metazoa, Chordata, Aves, Passeriformes, Passeridae. The coding region runs from base 24 to 1238 and encodes 404 amino acids. Gene Ontology annotation, cellular component: endoplasmic reticulum. The transcript is spliced from 11 exons.
GUGACGGCCACUCUCGCUGGCCAAUGGCGGCAAGCGAGCGGUGCCGACCACGUGGGGCGCAGGCCGCAAGUAGUACGGGGGCGUGUGGCCGCUCGCUGCCUGCCCCCCCCUUCCCGGCGCGGCGGGGCCGGGCGGCCCCAGGGCGGGCGGGCCCGGCCGCGUUGCCGGGUUACCCGCUGGCUGAGAGGCCCCUCCGCCAAUCGCGGCGGGGCGGGGGCGGGCGCCGUGACGGCUGCGGGGCGGCGGUGGCCGGGAGGGCUCAGUCCGGCCGCGGCAGCCUCCGCAGCAUGGUGGCUCCCGCCGCGCUCCCGGCCGCCGGCCUCUUCUACUGGGUGGGCGCGCUGGGCGCUCUCUACGCGGCGGCGCUGGCCUCGUACCGCCUGCUGGCCGGGCUCCGCGUCUGGGUGCUGGGGAGCGGCGCCGCCGCCGUGGGGCCGGCGCUGGGCGCCUGGGCAGUGGUCACAGGGGCUACUGAUGGGAUUGGAAAAGCCUAUGCAGAAGAGUUAGCAAGACGUGGAUUGAAGGUGAUUCUAAUCAGUAGGUCAAAAGAAAAACUGGACCAGGUUUCUACUGAAAUAAGGGAGAAGUACAAAGUGGAAACAAAAGUCAUUGUGGCAGACUUUGGAGAGAGAGAAGAUAUUUACAAUGGAAUCAAAGCGGGAUUGGAAGGCCUGGAGAUUGGUGUUUUAGUCAACAAUGUGGGAACAUCCUAUGCUUAUCCUGAAUAUUUUAUUGAUAUUCCAGAGCUGGAGAAGAUGAUUGACAAAAUGAUUAACAUUAACAUCAUGUCUGUUUGUCAGAUGACACGAUUGGUGCUGCCCGGCAUGCUGGAAAGAUCCAAAGGGAUAAUCCUGAAUAUCGCAUCAGCUUCAGGGAUGUGUCCAACUCCACUGCUGACUCUUUACUCUGCAACCAAGGCUUUUGUGGAUUACUUCUCCCGAGGCCUCAAUGCAGAAUACAAGAGCAAGGGCAUCAUUGUGCAGAGUGUUCUACCAUAUUACGUGGCAACAAAAAUGUCCAAAAUCCGCAAGCCAACCCUCGAUAAGCCCAGUCCUGAAACAUAUGUCAGAGCUGCCUUGGGCACAGUGGGCCUGCAGUCCCAGACCAAUGGGUACCUACCUCAUGCUCUCAUGGGAUGGGUCAUCUCUCUUCUACCUACAUCUACUGCCAUUAACUUAAUCAUGAAAACAAACAAACAAAUACGGGCUCGUUAUUUCAAAAAAAUGAAGGAGAAGUAAGUGAGAAGCAACUUGAUUUUGGGAACCUGGGACUCCUGCAAGUUCCACACCAUGCUGCAACAUCAAGUAGACCUAAUGUUUAAACAUCUCCAAUCGUAGGUGUGCUUUCUAACAAGAGAACAGUCUUGUUUUGAGGACACAGAUGAAACAAGACUGUUGACUUCUAAUAUUGAUUGAAAAAUAGGCUUUAUUUGUUUAUAGAUAUUAUGAGGGGGGAAGUGCUUUGAACUAAAAUUGCAUUGUGCUUUAUGAAAUACUUUCAUGGACUUGAUCAGACAUCACGCUGUUGAGGAACAUCUUGGUUAUAUAGUGUCCAUCAUAUCUAGUAUUGUGCUCAUGGGUGAAGGGCAAAAAAAAGCAGUUCUUAUAUAUUCCUGGACAGGGGUGCAGGAGAGGAAAGGGAGCAUAAUUAUUUAAAAAGGCAACCUAGUACUAUUUCCAGAGUAUUGACUUCUUGAAGCUCAAGUUUUGGAUACUUGCAAGAAUUCUGCAGUAUCAGUCAGCUCGUGAGUGCUCCCCUGCUUACACAGUCCAGUGUGAUUUUUUUGGUUAUGAACUUGAGGGAAAUGGGCCAAAAACCAAAAUAAGUAUAAUAGCUCAUCUAUAAAUAUAUACAUAAAGUAACAUUGCAAAAAGCAUUUGAAAUCUUGGGUCUUGAAUAUGGAUUCUAACUUUUCAGUAAUAUGUAAUCUUCAUGAUUUGUAAUAACAUUUUUAAAAGUUCAGUGCCUGUUCUUUGUAAUAGGUGGUGAUAACACAAUGUAGAUAAAUGUCACAAGUUACAUGUUACAUGCUGGUUGCUAUGUAAAAGAUUAUGGGUACUUUAAAUGCAGAGCUUGAAAUGAGUUACUCUCCUUGUUAGCAACGGUGGUUAAAUUCUUUUUGAAGUUAUGUAUCAGUCUGUCUUUCUGGUGAGGUCCUUUGAAAUGUAACUCCUGAAUAUUUAGAUGGCUUUAAAAAUUAGAACCAGGAAAUGUCUUGAAGAGUAGAACAAUUUUAAUUUAAUUGCAUUAAAAUUAACUGAUUUUUUUUUUCAUGGUUCUGUUCCAAAGUGGAAUGUUCCUUAUGAGGCUUAAGUUACCUAACUCCUGGACACAGGGAUCAGAGUACAUGAGAAGUCUGCACUGCUGUUGGCUGUAUUUACCUACUCUUUAUUAAAGAUUUUGGUCUCUAACAUUCCUUUUUAUAAACAUAAAAUGUAUAAAACUUGCAAGGCAAAUGAAAUUGCAAGCAGCUACCACUGUUUUCUGUGGUGAUUUCCUAUGGUUUAAGAGGGGAAGUUUUUUUUCUGUCCUUCAAAGAAUAAUUUCAAGCUCUGAUUUUGAAGUAAGACGUGUUGCACUGAGACAUGAUUUGGGGCUAACAUUUCUGUACAUUGAAAAAACCUGAAUACCGAUGCAAUGGUGCUGAUCAAAUCUGAGAUGCAGAUCCUAUCCCAUAGUUUUCUUAAUUUUUUGGAACAGGGAUGGUGAAGUUGGUGGUAUUAGUUCUCUAAGAGCACGUGAUUUGGUUUGCUCUGGAUCUGAUAUGAAAGCAUUGGACUAAAAAAUCUGUAUGUUUUUGACUUUGUAAAACAAAUAAACCUGAAAUUACUCUUGA